AUGGCGGAAGACUCACGGGAUACACAAUCUCCAAAAAAUGACACAUCCAACGUCCCUCAACAAUUUGCGCCCACCAAAAAACCAAAACAUGAGUUCCCCAAGUCGCAGGUCGGGAAACUGUGGGAGGAGUUUGGAAACCCAGAAAAGCCCAUCAAUCUGAUUCCCGGGGCUUAUGACUCGGCAGGCGGAAAGCCGAAGGAUGUGUCAUUUACAGAUGCCUUCAAGGGGAUGUCUUUAGAUGGGUUACUAUCGUUUUACAAAAUCCCUUGUGCGCGCGAUUCUCUCUUGGUUGGCAUUGGCACCGGUUUUGGCGCCGGCAGUCUCAAAGCAGUUCUUGGUGGAUUGCGGGCAGCAUGGGCCAGCGUGCAAUUGGGCUGUGGGAACCUUCACCGUAACGUCGAUCGCGAUGUAUGA
Messenger RNA from Histoplasma mississippiense, 414 nucleotides. RefSeq lists its product as hypothetical. The coding region runs from base 1 to 414 and encodes 137 amino acids. The transcript has 2 exons. Gene Ontology annotation, cellular component: mitochondrion; mitochondrial inner membrane. Gene Ontology annotation, biological process: mitochondrial respiratory chain complex IV assembly. The record is from RefSeq and is a predicted model, not a curated record. NCBI's taxonomy places the organism in Eukaryota, Fungi, Ascomycota, Eurotiomycetes, Onygenales, Ajellomycetaceae.